CAGCCGCGCGAUCUGACUGGCUGAGCGCUGCUGACAUCACGCCGGCCAGCCGUUGAUUUGCCGCUGUCUCUGAGGCUGCGGGCGAGAGUCUCAGCCAUGGGCUCCGGCAGUUAGGCGCAGACGGAGGAGCUCUCGCUGCAGACCGAGCCACAGAGAGGAGGAGGAGAGGCGGAGGUGGAGGAGGAGGAGGAGGGGCGCUUUAGGGAGCGCAGCGGCGCAUGCAGCCUCUGGUACUAUGGAAACUAACCCUCUGACCGAUGGAAAUAAUGACCGCCGACAUGCGUCAGGUUCCUGAAGGACAUGAGCGCCGUGUCGGCGGCCCGCGCUGCACCGAUCGGGCUCCGGGGCCGGUGAAGGGGACAUGGGCCGCCGCCUCACGCUCAGCACAUGCGACGACACGCUCCGCAGCGCCACUGAAAGCGACGAGGGUUCGGUCUUCACGGCAGGGCGACGUCAGCCGGCCCGCAGCGCGCAGCAGAACAUCCGCUUCCAGGCUCUUGGUCGACGCUCCAGGUAGCCGUGUCUGAUGAGGAUGUCUGAUUCUGUCUCCGAGACUAUGAGAUCUCUGGACGAGAACGCCUCGACCGCAGACGCGCCAGAGAGCCGCACGCACGAGGAACACUGCAGCGACGACAGGAACGAGACGCAGCGGCACACACCCGGAGCGGCCGCUAAAAGACCCAAGUCGAACGCGAAGGUAAAGUUAGUUCGGAGCCUGGCCGUUUGUGAAGAUCCCUGUCCUUCCACGAUUACCACGCAGCUGCCUCAAGAUCAGCAGGAUGGAGAUCAUAUUAAACUCUCCCAGACGUUUGACAAAGAAGAAUCGCCUCUUACUGCAAAUGAGGACGAUAAAAGUGCCAACAAGCUGGAGAAAAUGCCACGCAAGAUGCUGUCCAGAGAUUCCAGUCAGGAAUACAAGGACUCCACUGGCAUCGACCUGCACGGGUUUCUGGUGAACACACUGAAGAACAACCCCAGGGACCGAAUGAUGCUGCUGAAGCUGGAGCAGGACAUCCUCGACUUCAUCAGUAAUAAUGAGAGUCAGAGGAGGAAGUUUCCGCCCAUGACCUCCUAUCACCGAAUGCUCCUGCACAGAGUCGCUGCUUACUUCGGCUUAGACCACAACGUCGACCAGAGCGGCAAAUGUGUCAUCGUCAACAAAACCAGCAAUACACGAAUACCAGAUCAGAAGUUUUCUGAACACAUCAGAGACGACAAGACGGACGAUUUCCAGAAGCGCUACAUCUUAAAAAGGGACAACUCCAGCAUAGACAAAGACGACAGCGUGAUGCGCAUGAAACUGAAGGAGGACAGGAGGAGCAAGUCCAUCGAGGAGCGAGAGGAGGAAUAUCAGAGAGCAAGAGACAGGAUCUUCGCUGAUGGUUUAGACACCUUUCCGCUGGACAGAAGGAUUCAAGAGGACGAGGUGUGCAACAACAUCCAGCAGAGACGGCAGAUCUUCAGACUGAAAGACGGCCGGUCGGGGAGCAGCCGCCAAAGCAGCUCAGAGAACGAGGCCAAGUAUUCGGAGCCGCGGCCGUGGAGCAGCACCGAUUCGGACAGCUCCAACCGCAACCUGAAGCCCGCCAUGACCAAAGCCAGCAGCUUCAGCGGGAUCCCGGUUCUGAUCCGCGGAGACAGUUCCAGCAGCGGCAAGAGCGUGGGACGGCUCUCAAAGACAGGUUCUGACUCUUGUAGUAGCGUAGGUUCGUCCACGGGUUCGCUCGCUCGAUCCCAGCCUCCUCCGGCCGCCGCGGCUCUAACGCAGCCCGUGGCCUUCCCCGCUGUCAGCGCUAGCGGCGGCGUUUCCUAUGAGCCGCCGGCGUCCACGGCUAGCGCUAGCUACUAUCUGCUUCCGCUGGACGCCGCAGGGAUACCGGCCGGAAGUAUCCUGGUCAACCCGCACACAGGUCAGCCGUUUCUGAACCCUGACGGCAGUGCAGUCGUCUACAACCCCAGCGUGGCCUCACAGGCCCCCAGGUGUCAAUCAUCUGUAGCUCCGCCUCCAGCCGCCCACCCCCAGCACCAGCCCACCAAUCACGUCAUGCCGCAGCCUCUCUGGUCUGUCCAGCCGUCGUCCGCUCCGCCCGUCCAGCACUCGCCGCUGUCUUACCCGCCGAUCCUCACAGUGUCUCCCAACCAGCCGCUCACUGUGCAGGAUAAUCUGAGCGCUCAGUUCAGUCAUAUGAUGCUGGUCCAGCCGGGCUCGGGCGACGGCCGUGACGCUCACGCGGCCGUUUACCCGCUCCAGACCCCUGCGCCUCCUCCGCAUCAGACCGGAUACGUGAUGCCCUCGCCGGGACAGACUGUGGCCAACCCCGCGUUUCCCGCUCCGCCCGCCGUCAGCCAGCAGCCGCAGCAGAGCUUCAUCCAGCAGCAGAUGCCGUCGUGUUACUGUUCGCCCAGCCAGUAUCCGGUGUCUGGACAGCCGUACCGACCCGUGGGUUCAGUGCCGUACAGCGCUCAGAGUCAGAUGCCUCCCGCACACGCGCAGCAGACAGGUUACCAAACUGUGAUGCCAAAUCAGCAGCAGAACUACCAGAACAUCAUGCAGCCGCCGCCCAAUCAGACCCUGGUCAGCGGCCAGCACAGCAAUAUGGGAAAUCAGAUGCAGGGCAUGAUGGUCCAGUAUCCAUCAGUGCCGUCUUAUCAGGUGUCCGUGCCGCAGCAGACGUAUCAGCAGCCCGUCAUCAGCCACGCUCCCGUUCCUGCCUCCAGCAUUCAGGUGUACUACAGCAUCAUACCUCCCAACCAGCAGAACCACGUCAGCUCCUCCGUGGGGUUCCUGCCUCCUCCAGGAGCGGAGCAGAUGCCGUUCCACCGCACCUCGCCACCCUGCGGCUCGCAACAGAUUCCCGCCCAGCAGUGCUCAGGUGCUCCGCCCCCAUCAGCAGGUGGGAUGGUGAUGAUGCACCUGGCGUUACCUGCAUCCCAGCAGCCUCAGUCACAUUCACCACAACAAUGGAAACACAACAAAUACUACAGCUCCGAUCACAUGCGCUCACAGAAACCCAGCGACGUCUGCGCUCUGGAACGGUCACGAAACAGUCCUCAGCUGGGCAGCCCGUCCUCCUCACCGGCUCAGUCGCCCGCGCCGACACACCUCACUAGCGUGAAAAACAUCCGUCCCAGCCUCAACAGCGUUCCCAUCAUGCCUCACUUCUCCAGAUCCUUCGUUUCAGGACAAGGUGACGUGCGUUAUCCUCUGCUGGGACCGACGCUCCAGUACAACCCUCAGAUCCGCCCUCCGUUACUUCAAGCCCCGCCCAUGGUGUCCAGUCAGGCUCCGGUGGGGAUCCGGCCCGCGGGUCGAGGCAGGAAGCCGCCGAGGAAAGCGCUGUCUACAGAUCUCAGUUGACGGGUCGUGUGCUGGAGGUGGCGCACCUGCCCGCGGGCGUCAGUGGUGUGGAGGCCGGCUCUCUGCUGUGACACCUGUGCGGGGCACGAGCUCCAGUCAGCGGCGACCCACGUCCUCCCACGCCGUCCUGCUCACAUUCCCCAACGGGACGCUCUUCGGACCCGCGGCGAGCGGCCGAUUCACAGCGUCUCUGACGGACAGACUGACGCCGGGUGGAACUGAACGCAGCCGUGUUCUGCUCUCGUUGGACAGUUGACUGGAACAUAUCAAAAUACAGCCGGAACUGUGUUCUUCUUUAUUUUUUUAUCACCGUUUAUUGGUUCGUUUUUGUUUUUUUUUUAAUUUGAAUAAUCUGGUGUUCGAACACUUCAGAUGGACUUCUUCCAUUCGGUUUCACAUUUGUAUUCGGUCACUUUCUUCACCAGCCGUUGGCGCUCCGUGUGUCGCGGCGUGCCUUCAGUCGGACGAACAAACACAAACGCGCGUCCCGGGACAAACACAACCUGCUUUUUUGUAAAUAAUUUAUAAAGUAGCUGUGUAAUUCAGUUGAUUCUGUGAAUUGUGGGAAUAGACGCCGGUAAGAGUGACAGCAAUUCUUUUUUGUUUUGUUUUGUUUUGUUCAUUUCUUUGUUUUUAAUUUAAGACGUCACCUCAGCAGAUCCACUGUCACGUUUUUAAUAAGUUGAACGGUUGUGUUUGCCGUUUUCACACACGUCAUGUCAAUUCUUGUUUUUUUGGGGUCUUUUAAUAUUAUAUUCGUACUGGGGAAAAUAAAAAGAGAAAACCAAUUAAAAAGAACAACAGUUUGCACAUUUAUACAAACUCUAUAUAUAUAUAUAUAUAUAUAUAUAUAUAUAUAUGAAUCUAUUUUUCUUUAGAAAUGCGUGUAAGUCUGAAAGACUGUUGGAUGUUUACUGGUGCGAGUCCAUUUUUAUUUCAGUUUGAGAACCAAUAAAUGUUUACAGCAAAUGAUCUACUUUAUCAAACGCUGACGUGAAUCAGUCUGUCGAUUCUCUCCAUGUACGUUGCUCUUCCUGCCUCUGUCAUUCAUCACGCUUUAUUUUCCGGCGACGGUUCAUAAAGCGGCGGCACGACGUCGGCUUCCUCCGAUCCGAGCGGACGGACGGCGUCGUUCAUCUCAAUUCUGCUUUUAUUGGCUCAUUUGUCUGCUACAUUAACCUGCCGUUCACCUCAUCCGUGCGAACGCCCCGCAGUUCAUCUAGAUUCUUCUCUGUAUUUUCCUCCUCCAAUAACGUCAAAGUAAUUUGGCAAAGGAAAAAUCCCCCACCUGCCGGUGUUCUUAUUGAGCCGGAGGGAGCCGGAGGUGCCGGAAUCCGUAAUGGAUGGCUUCAUCUUCAUACGAAUGUCCGGUAAGGGUGUGAAUUGGCUCUGUGCCGGCGAGAUUAUUAACGUGUAAUUAAAUCAACAUCUGGAGAGCUCGGCCGCACGAGGAUGAGGUCUGCUCAUAAAGCCUCCGUCGAGCUUCUGUUUAUUCAGCAGUAAUUGAUGUUUUUAUCAGAGAGUCUCCGGUGCUGAAACGCUCCACCGUCCAGUCCUUCUCCGUUAUACCACAGUAAAAGAGUGCAAUAACGCUGUAUUUUGAUCUAAAAACACUGAAGUCACAGCAUAAGAUUGUUUUUUUGUGUUAAAACAGGUUUCGGCGCUGCAGACGAGAGCAUCUUCACUCAUCAUAUAAAACCAACAUAAAUCAGUGCUAUAAAACACAUGAAGACCAGAAAAUGGAGCCUUUUCACAGACUCUGGUGGUUUCCACAAUCAUUUACAUUGUAAAUAUAGCAAAAUAUUAAAAUAUUUUAAUGUACA
This is a messenger RNA of Labeo rohita (rohu), 5181 nucleotides long. RefSeq names its product R3H domain-containing protein 1. The transcript is spliced from 27 exons. The record is from RefSeq and is a predicted model, not a curated record. Lineage: Eukaryota; Metazoa; Chordata; Actinopteri; Cypriniformes; Cyprinidae. Gene Ontology annotation, molecular function: nucleic acid binding. The coding region runs from base 527 to 3358 and encodes 943 amino acids.